CGCCAGCUUUCCCCCAAAAUACACCGCAAGGCCACACAGACACACACACACCCCCCUCUACUGCUCCUGCGCCUCCGCCCCCCCUGCGCAGCUUCGCUUCCACUCCACCACCUCCUCACCACCACCCCCCUCACGCCGGCCGCCGUGCGCGCGCCCAAACCCACGCAAAACCCUAGCCCAGCCAACGCCCCGUCCCGCGCCGCCAUGCCGACCGCUCCCGCCUUCCCCUUCCUCCUCCUGCUGCUGAUGCUCGCCCUCGCGCCGCGCCCGGUGGCCCCCGCGGCCUCGGACCGCGCGGCGCUGCUGGCCUUCCGCGCGUCCCUGCCGCCACCGGGGAGAGCGGCGCUCGCGUCGUGGCGCGGCCCCCUCUCGCCGUCCUGGCGCGGCGUCUCGCUCCACCCGCCGGCCGCCGGCGGCGCCCCCGCGCCGCCGCCGCCGUCCGUCGCGGGGCUCGCGCUCCGGGGGCUCAACCUCUCCGGCCAGCUCCCGGCCGCGCCGCUCGCGCUCCUCCGCCGCCUCCGCGGGCUCGACCUCUCCGCCAACGCGCUCUCCGGUGAGCUGCCCUGCUCGCUGCCCCGCUCGCUCCUCGACCUCGACCUCUCCCGCAACGCGCUCUCCGGGGCCGUCCCCACCUGCUUCCCGGCCUCGCUCCCGGCGCUCCGCAGCCUCAACCUCUCCUCCAAUGCGCUCCGCUUCCCGCUAUCCCCGCGCCUCUCCUUCCCGGCGAGCCUCGCGACGCUCGACCUCUCGCGGAACGCGCUCACCGGCGCCGUCCCGCCGCGGGUUGUGGCCGACCCCGACGCUUCCGGCCUCCUCCUCCUCGACCUCUCCCAUAACCGCUUCUCUGGUGAGAUCCCCGUCGGGAUCACCGCCAUACGGAGCCUUCAGGGAUUGUUUCUUGCGGACAACCAACUCUCCGGGGAGAUUCCAUCUGGGAUUGGGAAUUUGACCUACUUGCAGGCGCUUGAUUUGUCGCAUAAUUGGCUCUCUGGUGUAGUGCCUGCUGGGCUUGCUGGCUGCUUCCAGCUUCUGUACCUGCGGCUUGGGGGGAAUCGUCUUUCAGGAUCACUGCGACCGGAGCUUGAUGCGCUUGACAGUCUGAAGGUGUUAGAUUUGUCAAACAACCGAAUAUCUGGCGAAAUUCCGCUGCCGCUGGCUGGGUGCCGAUCUUUGGAGGUGGUGAACUUUUCAGGAAACAAGAUCACAGGGGAGCUCAGUGGGGCUGUAGCCAAAUGGCAGAGCUUGAGGUUCCUAUCGCUUGCUGGUAACCAGCUCUCUGGCCAGCUACCAGAUUGGAUGUUCUCAUUCCCGACGCUUCAGUGGAUUGACUUAUCUGGUAAUAGGUUUGUGGGUUUCAUCCCGGAUGGUGGUUUCAAUGUCAGUGCCGUCCUUAAUGGUGGAGGCGGUAGUCAGGGGAGUACAACAGAGGCUGUGCUUCCACCUCAUUUGUUUGUGUCAGUGUCUGCGGACAUGACAGACCGGCAAUUGGAGCUGGGGUAUGAUCUUCAGGCAGCUACUGGGAUAGAUCUGUCAAGGAAUGAGCUCCGUGGGGAGAUACCAAAUGGGUUGGUCGCAAUGAAGGGACUGCAGUAUUUGAAUCUCUCUUACAAUUAUUUGGAUGGACAAAUUCCUUCUGGACUUGGGGGGAUGGUGAAGCUACGGACCCUUGACUUCUCACAUAAUGAAUUGUCUGGGGUGGUGCCUCCUGAGAUUGCUGCCUUGGCAGAGCUUGAGGUGCUUAAUCUCUCCUACAAUAGCCUAUCUGGACCUUUGCCGACAACUGAUGGGUUGAGGAAGUUUCCAGGAGCAUUGGCAGGAAACCCUGGGAUAUGCAGUGGGGAAGGGUGCAGUGCAUAUUCAAGGAUGCCAGAAGGGAAAAUGGCAGGAAGCAAUCGCCAUGGCUGGCUUGGUGGCUGGCACGGAGAGAAUGGAUGGGUGUCCUUAGGUGCAUUCUGUAUCAGCACAAUGACUAGCUUCUAUGUAUCAUUGGCAACUUUGCUGUGCUCCCCCAAGGCAAGAAACUUUGUGUUUCGCCCUGCAAGGAUGGAAUAUUAACAUUGAAGGGAGAAUUAGGACAUCAUGAUGUGAUGUAAAUAAGAUUUCAUAAGUUUGAGUAACUCAAGUGUGCAACUAAUCUCGAGGAAAAUCAGUUGGCCUCCAUUGUUAAUUUCAUUGGCCACAGGAACUGUGUGAUCUUGAUCUCAUAGUUAAUUAGCUAUGUCCAAGUGUUUCCCUAUUAAUGUUGUUCUAGGGACAUGUACACCUGCUUCUAAUGUGUUUGCGUUGUCAUGUAGAAUGCACACAUCUGGUGGCCAUCAUACUGUCAUAUUUCAGAUGACUGGACAACUUCUGCUUCAGAUAAUUGUUGUUAUCAAGGAUGCAGUGAUACACACAGUUAGGUGUUCCAAUAGCCGCAAAAGGGAGCAUGUAGUUGUGAACAGUUGAGAUGUAUAUAUCCACUAUUAAUUUUACCUUUGUCGAGUGAAAUUCGAGUUAUAAAUUAUGAAUUUAUGUCCAGUUCAUGAGUUCUCAUGUUUGUAAUCUUGUUCAACAACAUUCAAUGUUAUGCCAAUUUGACUUCAUAUCAUUCAUCUGUG
Messenger RNA from Oryza brachyantha (malo sina), 2597 nucleotides. RefSeq names its product leucine-rich repeat receptor-like protein FASCIATED EAR2. The coding region runs from base 205 to 2055 and encodes 616 amino acids. The transcript has a single exon. Lineage: Eukaryota; Viridiplantae; Streptophyta; Magnoliopsida; Poales; Poaceae. Gene Ontology annotation, cellular component: plasma membrane. Gene Ontology annotation, biological process: hormone-mediated signaling pathway. Gene Ontology annotation, molecular function: protein binding. The record is from RefSeq and is a predicted model, not a curated record.